AUGUUGGCCUAUUCUAGUAGUGAAAUCUGUUAUGUAUGCACAAAACGUUGUAUUCGCUUAUAUGUAAAAACUCGUUGGUUAUUAGGUUUAAAUGCUAUACAGAUUCAUGAUGAAUUAACUGCUGCUUAUGGACAAGGUAUUGUUUCAUAUAGUACAGUUGCUCAUUGGAUUGAUCGAUUUUCAAGUGGACGAGAGUCGUUGGAAGAUAAUCGUCAUAAUGGUCGUCCAAUAAUUGUCAUUACUCAANCAAUAGAAGCAUAUACAAGUGAAGACUCACCAGAAUGUGAUGCAGUUAAAAAUUUACUUCGCGAUCGCAUUGAUGAAUAUGUUAAAGAAGUCUUAAUACCAUAUUUUUCUCCUUUGAUUACAUUUGUUCGUGAUAGUGAUCAAUUUUUAUCCGAUGGCAAUAUAAAACAAUUAGAAAAUAAAUUAACAAUAAUUAGUAAAUUAUUUAGUGGUGAUUUUAAAAAAACAUUUGAUUUAAUUCAUAAUGAUGUUAUGCGUUCAUUUCCAUCUCUUAAACUUAGUCAACCAAUUCUUAAAGAAGUUUUUACACAAUUUUUAUCUUAUUAUCAUGAUUUUCAACGUUUAUUAUCCAACAAUACAAAUUUAAAAACUGCAUCGUCAAAUAUAUCAUUACCUAAUGUUCAUCAAUUAAUGGUUGAAAUUAAAAAAUUCAAAUUACCUUUUGAUGGUGAUCAAUUUAAACCACGUUCAUAG
This is a messenger RNA of Rotaria sp. Silwood2, 720 nucleotides long. The record is from the annotation of a GenBank genome assembly. NCBI's taxonomy places the organism in Eukaryota, Metazoa, Rotifera, Eurotatoria, Philodinida, Philodinidae.